GCGUGCUUCCCCACCGGACACAGGAGGCAUACAUAUAUGUUCACCCCACUUUCUUCCUCUUCCUCCUCCAGCCCACUUUCUCUUCUCUUGUGUCGUCAGAGCUCCAGGGAGGGACCUGGGCAGACAGAGAAGCCGGAAACAGCAGGCCGGGGCAGUCAGGGUUUACAGUGAAGAGGAAGGCCGGGAGACGAGUGUGUGCGUGUUUGUGUGUGUGGUGUGUUUGUGUACGUGUGUGAUGUGUGUGCGCACACUCAGUUUUUAGGGCCAGCCAAGAACCCGCUGGACAGAGCUACAGACCCAUGGGGCCUGGCAGUGCCCGCUGACAGAGGGAGAAGAUAGCAGCGGGGCUGCCGAGGCACCCUGCACACCCCAGAUCAUGUCUCUGUGGGGUCUGGUUUCCAAGAUGCCCCCAGAAAAACUGCAAAGGCUUUACGUUGACUUUCCCCAGCACCUACGGCAUCUCCUGGCUGACUGGCUGGAGAGCCAGCCCUGGGAGUUCCUGGUUGGUUCAGAUGCCUUCUGCUACAACAUGGCUAGUGCUCUGCUUUCGGCCACCGUCCAGCGUCUUCAGGCCUCUGCAGGAGAGCAGGGGAAAGGAAGUGCCAUUUUGCAACAUAUCAACACCUUGGAGAGCAUGUGUCAGAGGGACCCCCUGAAGCUGGUAGCCACCAUCAGACAAAUACUUCAAGGGGAGAAAAAAGCCGUUAUAGAAGAGUUCCAUCACCUGCCAGGGCCCUUCCAUCGGAAGCAGGAAGAACUAAAGUUUACUACGGCCCUCGGAAGGCUUCAGCACCGGACAAGGGAGGCCCGCCUUCUCCGAGAAUCUCUGCAGCAAGGAACCAAGGCUGGACAAGUGUCUCUCCACAGCCUGAUAAAAACUCCUGCCAAUGGCACUGGGCCAAGUGAGGACCUGGUCACGAUGCUGCAGGGAACCGUAGGGGACCUGGAGGCCACCCAGGCCCUAGUGCUCAAAAGGAUUCAGAUUUGGAAGCGGCAGCAACAGCUGGCAGGGAACGGGGCACCCUUUGAGGAGAGCCUGUCUGGGCUGCAGGAUCGGUGUGAAAGCCUGGUGGAAAUUUAUUCCCAGCUGCAGCAGGAAGUUGGGGCAGCCAGUGGGGAGCUUGACCCCAAGACACAGGCAUCGCUGAUGAGCCGUCUAGAUGAAGUCUUGCGAGCCCUUGUGACCAGCUCUUUCCUGGUGGAGAAGCAGCCCCCUCAGGUUCUGAAGACACAGACUAAGUUCCAGGCUGGAGUUCGGUUCCUGCUGGGUCUGCAGUUCCUGGGGACCUCAGCCAAGCCGCCGCUGGUCAGGGCUGACAUGGUGACAGAGAAACAGGCCAGAGAAUUAAGCCUGCCCCAGGGACCUGGAGCCGGAGUGGAGAGCACUGGGGAGAUCACUAACAACACGGUGCCCCUGGAGAACAGCAUCCCCGGAAACUGCUGCUCCGCUCUGUUCAAGAACCUGCUCCUGAAGAAAAUCAAGCGCUGUGAGAGGAAGGGCACGGAGUCCGUCACGGAGGAAAAGUGUGCUGUGCUUUUCUCUACCAGCUUCACACUGGGCCCCAACAAACUCGUGAUCCGGCUUCAGGCCCUGUCUCUGCCCUUGGUGGUCAUCGUCCAUGGCAACCAAGACAAUAAUGCCAAAGCCACGAUCCUGUGGGACAAUGCCUUCUCUGAGAUGGACCGCGUGCCCUUUGUGGUAGCUGAGCGAGUGCCCUGGGAGAAAAUGUGUGAAACUCUGAAUCUCAAGUUCAUGGCUGAGGUGGGGACCAGCCGGGGACUGCUACCAGAACAUUUUCUGUUCCUGGCCCAGAAGAUCUUUAAUGACAACAGCCUUAGCAUGGAGGCCUUCCAGCACCGCUGCGUGUCCUGGUCACAGUUCAACAAGGAGAUCCUGCUGGGCCGUGGCUUCACGUUUUGGCAGUGGUUUGAUGGUGUUCUGGACCUCACUAAACGCUGUCUCCGUAGCUACUGGUCAGACCGGCUGAUCAUUGGCUUCAUUAGCAAGCAGUACGUCACUAGCCUUCUCCUCAACGAGCCGGAUGGGACCUUCCUCCUCCGCUUUAGUGACUCGGAGAUUGGGGGCAUCACCAUUGCCCAUGUCAUCCGGGGUCAAGAUGGCUCCCCACAGAUAGAGAACAUCCAGCCAUUUUCUGCCAAAGACCUGUCCAUUCGCUCACUGGGGGACCGAAUCCGUGAUCUUUCUCAGCUAAAAAACCUCUACCCCAAGAAACCCAAGGAUGAGGCUUUCCGGAGCCACUAUAAGCCUGAACAGAUGGGGAAGGACCUGAGAGGCUACGUCUCAACUACUAUCAAGAUGACUGUGGAAAGGGACCAGCCCCUUCCUACUCCAGAGCCCCAGAUGCCCGCCAUGGUGUCCCCUUAUGAUCUUGGAAUGGCCCCCGAUUCCUCUAUGCAGCUCAGCUCAGAUAUGGUGUACCCUUCACAGUCUCAUCCCAUCCACCCAUUUCAAAGCCUCCCCUUGGAGGAGUCCAUCAGUGUGCUGCCAGCCUUUCAGGAGCCUCACCUACAAAUGCCCCCCAACAUGAGUCAGAUAAGCCUGCCUUUUGACCAGCCUCACCCCCAGGGCCUUCUGCAGUGCCGGUCCCAGGAGCAUGCCGUGUCUAGCCCAGACCCCUUGCUCUGCUCAGAUGUGACCAUGGCAGAAGAAAGCUGCCUGACUCAACCUGUGGGACCAUUCCCCCAGGGUACCUGGGUCAGUGAAGAUCUGUUCCCUCCCCUGCUGCCUCCCACUGAACAGGACCUCACCAAGCUUCUCCUGGAGGGCCAAGGGGAGGCAGGAGGAGGACCACUGGGAGCCCAGCCCCUCCUGCAACCAUCUCCUUACGGGCAAUCUGGGAUCUCAAUGUCUCACCUGGACCUAAGGACCAAUCCCAGUUGGUGACCCCAGCUGAAGAAGCCCAGAGACAGCUUCCUCUUGUCUCUAUGGACCUGCUCUGGACACUUGCUCAUGCAGGUGCCUCUCAUGUCCAGCUGUUCCCUGGUCAGGCGGAAAGAACUGACUGGAAGGGCGCUAGGUGUACGGAGCCACUAUGCUCCGUCCUUCCUAUCACAUCAGGGCCCCCUUUCCCAGCACUGGGAGCAGGGGGAUGUUCAGGUUCUAAUGUGAUACAGGCCCCCGCAUGCCU
This is a messenger RNA of Acomys russatus (golden spiny mouse), 3149 nucleotides long. It is a transcript of the gene Stat6, whose product is annotated as signal transducer and activator of transcription 6. Bases 377 to 2905 code for a protein of 842 amino acids. The record is from RefSeq and is a predicted model, not a curated record. Lineage: Eukaryota; Metazoa; Chordata; Mammalia; Rodentia; Muridae. Gene Ontology annotation, biological process: growth hormone receptor signaling pathway via JAK-STAT; response to peptide hormone; regulation of transcription by RNA polymerase II. The transcript is spliced from 22 exons. Gene Ontology annotation, molecular function: DNA-binding transcription factor activity, RNA polymerase II-specific; RNA polymerase II cis-regulatory region sequence-specific DNA binding.